Messenger RNA from Dromaius novaehollandiae (emu), 7161 nucleotides. RefSeq names its product transcription factor 4. Gene Ontology annotation, biological process: regulation of transcription by RNA polymerase II. Lineage: Eukaryota; Metazoa; Chordata; Aves; Casuariiformes; Dromaiidae. The transcript is spliced from 19 exons. The record is from RefSeq and is a predicted model, not a curated record. Gene Ontology annotation, molecular function: RNA polymerase II cis-regulatory region sequence-specific DNA binding; DNA-binding transcription factor activity, RNA polymerase II-specific; protein dimerization activity. Gene Ontology annotation, cellular component: transcription regulator complex; chromatin. Bases 552 to 2594 code for a protein of 680 amino acids.
CGGGAGCCGCCGGCCGCGCACAGGCCCGAGCCGCCGGGCGCGGGCUGGUGUCAUUAAGCGCCCUGCUCGCCGCAAAUUAGCAGCGGGGCUAAUUGCGCGGGGCUGCCGGCGGCUCCCCGCGGCGCCGGGCGCCGCUCCGCCCCGCGGCUCGGCACCUUUUUUCCAUCGUGAUUCUCCUGAUUUUUCGCUGCUGUCUUUCAGCGCUACUUUGCGUGGAAGAAGGCGAAGGGAAAAAGUUGGGAGCGGAUGGCUGUAGUUUCCUCUCUGGGAUCCUCAUUCAUUGCUCGCUGAACCUCCUGUUGCAUAAAUGAUGCUCCGGGAGCGAGGCUUUCUCCUUUUUUUGCUCCUUCGGAUCUGGGUUUAGAGCGGAUGUUACCGGGUUUCGAUCGCCUCUUUGGAAAUACAAUAUCGCUUUUUUUUGUUGUUGUUUUUGCUGCCCCUCCAUCUUUUUUCCCUCCCUUCUUCUCAGCCACCCACCCCCGCCCCCACCCCCAAACCCGCUUGUGCUUCCUGCAAGGCUCGGGACUGGGUUUCUGAUUGCGGUUAUUUCCAUGUUUCUAGGUUUGUGUGAUUUUGCUAAAAUGCAUCACCAACAGCGAAUGGCUGCCUUAGGGACGGACAAAGAACUGAGUGAUUUACUGGAUUUCAGUGCGAUGUUUUCACCUCCCGUGAGCAGUGGGAAAAAUGGACCAACUUCUCUGGCAAGUGGACAUUUUACUGGCUCAAAUGUAGAAGACAGAACUAGCUCAGGGUCCUGGGGGAAUACAGGACAUCCUAGUCCAUCCAGGAACUAUGGCGAUGGGACUCACUAUGAUCACAUGGCGAGCAGAGACCUUGGCUCACAUGACAAUCUCUCUCCUCCUUUUGUCAAUUCCCGAAUACAAAGUAAAACAGAAAGGGGUUCAUACUCCUCGUAUGGAAGAGACUCGAAUUUACAGGGUUGCCACCAGCAAAGUCUCCUCGGAGGCGACAUGGAGCUCGGCAGCGCCGGCGCGCUCUCGCCCACCAAGCCCGGCUCGCAGUACUACCAGUACUCCAGCAAUAACCCCCGCCGGCGGCCCCUGCACGGCACCGCCAUGGAAGUACAAACAAAGAAAGUUCGGAAGGUCCCUCCGGGUCUGCCGUCCUCGGUUUAUGCCCCGUCAGCAAGCACUGCCGACUACAAUAGGGAUUCACCAGGUUAUCCAUCCUCAAAACCAGCAGCCAGCACUUUUCCUAGCUCCUUCUUCAUGCAAGAUGGCCAUCACAGCAGCGACCCGUGGAGCUCCUCCAGCGGGAUGAACCAGCCCGGCUACGGAGGGAUGCUGGGCAACUCCUCUCAUAUUCCACAGUCCAGUAGCUACUGCAGUCUGCACCCCCACGACCGCUUGAGCUACCCAUCGCACUCCUCAGCAGACAUCAACUCCAGUCUUCCUCCGAUGUCCACCUUCCACCGCAGUGGCACGAACCAUUACAGCGCGUCCUCUUGCACACCCCCGGCCAACGGCACGGACAGUAUAAUGGCAAACAGAGGAAGUGGGGCAGCAGGCAGCUCGCAGACUGGUGAUGCGCUGGGGAAAGCACUUGCCUCUAUCUAUUCUCCAGAUCACACCAACAACAGCUUUUCAUCAAAUCCUUCAACUCCUGUUGGUUCUCCCCCUUCUCUCUCAGGCACAGCUGUUUGGUCUAGAAAUGGAGGUCAAGCGUCAUCAUCUCCCAAUUAUGAAGGUCCCUUACACUCUUUGCAAAGCCGGAUCGAGGACCGCCUGGAGCGGCUGGACGACGCCAUCCACGUGCUGCGGAACCACGCCGUGGGGCCCUCCACCGCCAUGCCCGGCGGCCACGGCGACAUGCACGGGUUGAUAGGGCCGGCGCACAACGGAGCCAUGGGAGGUCUCGGCUCCGGCUACGGCACCGGGCUGCUCUCCGCCAACCGGCACUCGCUCAUGGUCGGCGCCCACCGCGAGGACGGCGUCAGUCUGCGCGGCAGCCACUCGCUGGUGCCAAACCAGGUCCCGGUGCCCCAGCUGCCCGUCCAGUCCGCCACCUCCCCGGACCUCAACCCGCCCCAGGAUCCCUACAGGGGCAUGCCAACCGGGCUGCAAGGGCAGAGCGUCUCUUCAGGUAGCUCCGAAAUCAAGUCCGAUGACGAGGGAGAUGAAAACCUCCAGGACACAAAAUCUUCUGAGGACAAGAAACUAGAGGAUGACAAGAAGGAUAUCAAAUCAAUUACUAGGUCAAGAUCUAGCAAUAACGAUGACGAAGACCUGACACCCGAGCAGAAGGCCGAGAGAGAAAAGGAGAGGCGAAUGGCCAACAACGCCCGCGAGCGCCUGCGCGUGCGCGACAUCAACGAGGCUUUCAAGGAGUUGGGCCGGAUGGUGCAACUCCAUCUGAAGAGCGACAAGCCCCAGACCAAGCUCCUGAUUUUGCACCAGGCUGUGGCGGUCAUCCUCAGCUUAGAGCAGCAAGUCAGAGAAAGAAAUCUGAACCCUAAAGCAGCGUGUCUGAAAAGAAGGGAAGAAGAGAAAGUAUCUUCAGAUCCUCCUCCACUUUCCCUGGCGGGACCCCACCCUGGGAUGGGAGAUGCAUCCAAUCACAUGGGACAGAUGUAAAAAAGGUCCAAGUUGCCACAUUUCUUCAUUUAAACAAGAGACCACUUCCUUAACAGCUGUAUUAUCUUAAACCCACAUAAACACUUCUCCUUAACCCCUUUUUUGUAAUAUAAGACAAGUCUGAGUAGUUAAGAAUCACAGACGCAAGAGAUUUCAGCAUUCCCGAUUAUUAAAAACGAGAAAAAAAAACCACAAAAAGUGCAACUUGAGGGACGACUCUCUUUAACAUAUCAUUCAGAAUGUUUAAAGCAGUAUGUUACGAGCUGUAAAUGCACAGCCUAGAGACUGAAUGGCAAUCUUCUCCACACUGUGGGACAAUGCAUUUGUGCCUAAACUUCUUUUGGAAAAAAAAAAUAUAAUUAAUUUGUAAGUCUGAAAAAAAUAUUUAAUUUAAAAUUGUAAACUUGCAAUAAUGAAAAAGUGUACUUCUGAAGAAAAAAAAUGAGCGUUUUUGUUGGUGUGCUAGACAGCUAGUGUUUAUACUUACUGGAUAUUAAAAGGGAAGCUUUGCUGCCCAGAUAUUUACAAAACCAGCAAACGUCCUAAUGAAAACUGAAGUGAUGACAUUAGCCAUUCCUUAGGGUAGGAGGAACAGAUGGAUCUUAUAGACCUAUGACAAAUAUAUAUAUAUAAAUAUAUAUAUAAAUAUAUAUUAAAAAUUUAGUGAAUAUGGUAAGCUUUUGUUCAUUCGUUUCAGACUUUUUUGCUCCUGUAAAAAAAUAGUACUGAUUAACUUUUUUAAAAAGAAGAUUUUACUGUAAAUAAGGAUUUUUUUGUCUUAUUUCUGUCCCUCUCCCCUGUUUUUGUUAUUGUAACCUGUAGUGCCAACUCUGUCUCUGGAGGGGUAGUGCAGGAUGAAAUGCUGACCCUGACGUUGCUUCUCAUCCAUAAAUAAGUAGAGAGUUGUUUCUUCAGUCUUUUGGGAACACAGGACUUAAAAAGUCACGUCAUGUGUAGAUACCGCAGGCAACGUUACCGAGACUUGGCAAAAGGCGUUUGUCCGCAUCGUAAUGUUGCUCUCGUUGACCCUUUUUCUGGGAUUUUCAGAGGUACAAGGUUAGAAUGCUACAAUGUUACCACUGUGCCUUCCAAUGUUUAUAUCAUCAGAAACAUAACAUAAUCAAAGUGGCUGUGAUUUAACGAACCGAUUAAAGCGUUACCUAUGUGUGUAGCCUAAAUAGUGUGCAGUGAGGCGUUUCUGAAUACAUGGUCAGAUUUUGGGGGCGGGGGGGGGGAGAAAAACAUCAAGUGGGAAAAUUGCAAGUAGCGUGACAGAUUCGAUCGACUUUUUUUUUUGUUCUUCUCUUGUUUUUAAGUGGAUUAUUUAAGUGUAGACCACUUGCUGCCUCCUCCUUUCUUUGUGAAAUGCCAAUUUCCGUCAUCAUGCAGCAUUACAACAAGCCUUAUGAGUCCUAAAGCAUUAAGUUGCACUUUCUUGAGGAGGGGUGGUAGUACAGUAUUUCUCUGGCCAGUAUGAAUGAAGUUUUUACUUAACAUAUUUAAUAGUAACAUAGAUCAAACUAUGGCACAGCAACUCAUCUGAUAACUAGCUUUGAAGUCUGGGCACAACUGAACCAACUUCCAUAGUGAAUCUUAAUAACGAUUGACUUUGGUGUACAGUACAAUUAACAGAUAGUGCUCCUAGUUAAGUAUUUGUCAGCAUCCUUUUGUCUCGAAUUCCAGUUUCUAUUUUUACAGCCACACAAACCUGGCAUGUAUUUUAAAUAAAAUCUCCCUGUUCAAGUAGAUUUUCCACCUAUCAACACUGAAUAAAUGCCAUAAAUCCAUCAAACGGUCUAAAUGUUCCAUCUGUUCUCCUGUUUUGCCAGUUAUAUAGUAAUGAAAAAUACAUUUGUAAAUUUUAUGCAACAAAUGGCAAACGUAUCAUUAUUUUGAAAUUGUGUAUGUAAAAGUUAUAUUUUUACAUGUAGACUCUUGUUAUUAUGUGUUUUAAUACAUUGUAUCAGUUUUUUGUUUAUAAAAAUCUGUGUGGUUGAAAAAAAGUCUCAUUUAAAUGAAAUAGUGAGAUACAAGAAUCUGAAUUUUAUGUUUGUUUCUGAAAACGUAAAGAACAAAUAUGAUAGUUACCAUGUGAUCACCUUCUACAUACCCAUAAACAUUUUGAUUAGCUGUGUGCGUGCUGAAAACUGUAAAUAUGUUCAGUAGCGAUAAAACUUAAAAUGUUUUGAUUUGUUGAUAAGUUUCUCAAAUGUGGAGGUGGAUUAAACCACUAGAAAAAAAUGCGAGAGAGGAGAAUACACUAAGGUUUAAUUCCGAAUUACAAAUGCAUAUUACAUUUUAAAUGCUGGACUUUUCACAGGCCUGGUUUAUAUGAAAAUGGGUGUAAUAAAGGUUAAUUCCACCCAGUGUUAAUGACAGCUGAUGUUUCCGAGUGCUGGUAUCCUCAGCAGGAUGAAGGUUUCUGUUUAUCAGUACCAUAUGUAUUGCUGUGUGUGGUAUUAAGAGUAAAAUGACGAUGAACAAGCCAUAUCUUUUUUUUCAGGAAAUUUGUACCGCAGUGGAUGACACUCAGUUGGGGUCCGUACCGGUGCACCACAUGUUCAUUUUAGGGAACUGAGAGCAGCCCUUUGAGUCCUGGAGAGUUUAAGAACCGCGCUUCUGAUAAACCAUGUAAACAAAUAUUAAGACCGGCUUCAUGUUUAUUUAAAGCAAUCUGUGGACGGAAAAUAAAUGGCGCGUUUAGCUUGCGGAGUUUUUAAGGGAAAAGGCUUUCGUUGUUUCGUUCGCAUCCUGCUUUCACGUAGAUGGACCCGGCGCUGCAGUCGGCCCCCGCGGCCCCCGCGGGCUCGGGCACCGUGCAGGGAGGAGGUGGCCGGCGCGGGGCACGUCUGGGCGCAAAGCGCCUGGUUCCUGCGAGACGAACGUCCAGCCCUGCCGGAUUUAAGCGCUGAGGAUCCUAUUCUCCUUCCAUUCUAGAUGAGGGAAGAUUUUUUGAAAAAGCGAGUGUGCAAUCCUUAAUUUUCCCAUUAUUUCCCAAACCAGGUAAGGUGUGUGCAUCUCCAGCUGGCUUUGGCACAGGUAAUUUAGCUGGCGACACUUAGUUAAGCUAACGAAGGUUUUAGAAAGCUGUGCUCUGUGGUCAUAAACCGGGCUAAGAAACUCUUUAAGAAAUAAAUACUGAAAUAGCAGCUUUUUGAGAAACGAUCCACCUCCACAUUCAAGUAAUUUAUGAAUAUGCUGAAUAGGGAAUCUGUUCACCGAGAACUUUUUUACCAUUUGUCUUCUGUGUAGCUGCAAGGAACACUAAUGUUUAUACAACUGUCAGUCCUACCAGUGAUGCAACUUGUACUGAUUCAGUCUUCCGAUUUCUUUUUUUUUUUUUUUUUUUUUUUUUUUUUUUUAGUUUUUUUCAGGGGUUGGGGGGAAAGGCAGUGAAAACGGGCGGUCCGGGAGAGGAGGGUUGCACCUUUGUAUCCAAUAGGCAGAUACGGUCCGUGUCCAAAAGUGAACAAUACGGUAUAUUGCCAGGAAUGAAGAGAUUUCAGCGGAAACAAGCACAAAAAAAAAAAGAGAAAAAAAACACAAAGGAAAAAAAGCAAAAAAAAAGAAAAAGAAAAAAUUAGUCCACUGGUUGACUGGAAAAAAAACCUGCAGGUGGAAUACGAUGAAUUCCAACACCAAGGGGCACCAGGGCCUUCGGGGGGCCCUACCUUUUCGUUCUGGUUUUGUUUCGUUUGUUUGUUUUUUAAAAAAACAUGUUCUUUCUCAUGGGACUUGAAGUUGAUUCAUAUUUGUGCAGUGCUGGUUUGACCAUACUCAUUUCAAGUAUUAUAGACUUAUGUAAUGGUGAAAAUAUAUGAACUGUGGCCUUUUUCAUUCUUGUUACUUGUGAUGCAAUUAAGUGAAGAUAAGAAAAAAAAAAAAGCAGAGAUUUACCAUGUAUCAGUGCCUGGCUUUUUGUUAUAAAGCUUCGUUUGUCUAGUGCUCUUUUUGCUAUAAAAUAGACUGUAGUACACCCUAGUAGGAAAAAAAAACUAAAUUUAAAAAUAAAAAAUAUAUUUGGCUUAUUUUUCACAGGAGCAAUCCUUUUAUACCAUGAAUAUUACGGAAAAAAAAUUGUCAGAUUCUGAAUAUUUCUUCUUUGUAGAUUUUUGGAAUCAUUCUGAGUAAAAGUUUGUUACUUUAUUUUACUAUUUAAAAGAUGUUAUUUUACCAUGUGUUAUUGAGAUGAAACUGUAUGGUAGCUUUUUUUUUUUUAGUUGUAGGUCGCAACGGGGAAGAUUUUGCGACUAUACACAUAGCUGCAGCAGUAAAAACAAAAAAAAUGGGAAAAAAAUGAAAAAAAGGGAAAAAGAUCAAAAAAAAAAAGAUAAACAGUUACACCUUGUUUUCAAUGUGUGGCUGAGUGCCUCGAUUUUUUCAUGUUUUUGGUGUAUUUCUGAUUUGUAGAAGUGUCCAAACAGGUUGUGUGCUGGAGUUCCUUCGAGAAGAUCUGCAAACAAACGACACAGCUUGGUGUAGGCCAUUACCUGUUUCUCAUCUGUAGUUAUUCGAUGCCGUCAUGUACAUGACCGUUCUGUAGCAAUAAAUGUGCCAUUUUUAUAAA